CACACCUCUCCGUAAAAAUAUAGUAUUAAUAGGUAUACACUGCACAAUGGAGUGCGUGCAGUUCUUUGGCAUGACGUUGUGUUGUAGGUAGUAUAGCAGAAUGUAAAUUUUGCGAAGCUGCCGCGCGCUCUCUCUGUGCUCUCAGUCGCCGUCCGGGUGAAGUUAAAAGCAGAAGUGCAGCGAUCGGAGCCAGUAUCGAGUUGACAGACGCAGAGAUUAGCACUGCCUAACACAAUUGUUUUCUUCUCUCUGUACGUGUGUAUUGCGAAGAAAAACUUUAGAAAAAAUGUCAGACGACAAUAAGAAGGAAACGGAUCCGAAAUUGGACGACGAAUUGAGCGAACUGCUGGACAGUGCGCUGAAAGAUUUCGACAAGCCAGUCGUGCCGGCGGCGGCAGCUACGAACAAAGAUGAAAAUCCAUCGGCGGACGCUGCUGAUGGAGAGAUUGAAGUCAUUCAGGCGUCCGGGGAAAUGGACGAGCUCUGGACGCAAGAUUUCAUGAAACAGGCGGCCGAGCAGUUUCAAAAAAAUUUGGAGGAACUCAUGAAAAAUGAGGCAGGAACAGAAUUAGGAGAGUCGUUUAAAAAAAUGGCAGAAACAGUUGCCGGAGCUAUAUCAACAGACACUUCGGAAGCUGAAAAUAUCACAGCAGAUUUCCAAUCGGCCAUAGCUCAGGCGAUGAAAGAUUUAUCAGCACAGUCUGAGACGCUAUCAGCGGGAGUGCCAAAUAUAACUGAUGCAGAUUUGGCAGCGAUGUUUGGACAGGCAUCUUUUGAGAAUGCAGGAGAAGAUAUGCUUCCUUUCAUGCAAGGAAUGAUGCAAUCUUUGUUAUCCAAAGAUGUUCUUUAUCCUUCAAUGAAAGACCUCAUUGACAAAUACCCAGCGUGGCUUGACGAAAACAGAGAAAAGUUAUCACCAGAAGAAUUAGCUAGAUAUGAAAAACAGUUGAUGCUCAUGCAAAAAGUUUGUCAAGAAUUGGAAACAGAAAAAGAGGAUGAUUCUGAAGAAAUUAAGAAAAAGAGGUUCGAAACGACAUUAUCGCUGAUGCAAGAAAUGCAAACUUGCGGUCAGCCUCCUCAAGACUUAAUUAACGAGCAGCCAGCGAUUUUCCCGCUUGACGUCGAUCCAAGUGCCGCCACACCUGAAAACAUGGCCGGACUGACGGAAGGGCAAAAUUGCUCUGUAAUGUGAAAAAAACAGAGCGAACUUGUGUAAAAUACGUAAAUUUUCGUAAAUCGUGUAAAUCAAUGUGCAAAAUCAUGGACGCACUAGUAUUAAAAAAAUCAGACGAUCAAGUUUACAACAUUUUUUACAAUGCUGACUUUGCACAAGAAAAUGAAAGCGUGUUUUGCAGUUAUAGGUACACAUCAAGAAAUCUAUCAAAGUAGUUGAAUUUAUUACUUGUGCAAUUGGUGCAAGUAUGUAUGCAAAUAACUAAUCUAAUUGAAAAAAAA
Messenger RNA from Trichogramma pretiosum, 1455 nucleotides. RefSeq names its product peroxisomal biogenesis factor 19 (gene Pex19). The record is from RefSeq and is a predicted model, not a curated record. Gene Ontology annotation, biological process: protein import into peroxisome membrane. Gene Ontology annotation, cellular component: peroxisome; peroxisomal membrane. The transcript is spliced from 5 exons. Bases 287 to 1192 code for a protein of 301 amino acids. Lineage: Eukaryota; Metazoa; Arthropoda; Insecta; Hymenoptera; Trichogrammatidae.